Messenger RNA from Scatophagus argus, 4430 nucleotides. RefSeq names its product kinesin light chain 3 (gene klc3). The record is from RefSeq and is a predicted model, not a curated record. NCBI's taxonomy places the organism in Eukaryota, Metazoa, Chordata, Actinopteri, Scatophagidae. Gene Ontology annotation, molecular function: kinesin binding. Gene Ontology annotation, biological process: axo-dendritic transport. The coding region runs from base 566 to 2107 and encodes 513 amino acids. Gene Ontology annotation, cellular component: membrane-bounded organelle; kinesin complex; cytoplasm. The transcript has 14 exons.
GUGCUGAACACGAGUGAACCUUUAGCCGAAAUAGGGUCACUGAACAGAUGUCCAUAUCAGAGUCAGAUUAAACUUUUAUGCUUUUAUUUCAGCAGGGUCAUGUAAGGUGAUGUGUUUUCAAAUACUGCCGGAACUUGAAGUCAUAUAUAAUAUUUGGAAUAGUUAUUAAAAUAGAACAUUUUCACUUGGGUAUCAUUUGUAGCAGGCUAACAAAACACCGUUGUUGCGGCAAAUGAGUAUCCACACGACAUUUACUUUGAAGGUGAGAAUCGGAAGUGGGCUGUUUUACUGACGCUAGCUUGAAUGCUAAUGAAUUUGUGAUGACAGGAGGAGGCAGCAGGUGGAUUGUUUCGAGUUUCUAGUUUUCUCCGUCCCACCCGUUCAACAUCAAAUAAACUAACGGAUAUCCUGAGCGGAAAUGCUGCGCUGCUUAUGACAGGCUCCGCUUUCCACAUUAAGACUAGUGAUAUUUAACUCGGGGUGGACAAAGAGACGAAACCACGCCGCCGGAGCCUGGACUUAGCAGAUCAGUUGUCGUGAGAGGGGGAACCUCAGCUUUGGAGCCAUGUUGUCGGCGGAGGAGAUCCUGUGCAGCACGCAGCAGGUGAUCGCAGGACUGGAGGCGCUGAGAGGGGAGAACCGCAGUCUGCUGGAGAGCCUGCAGGAGCCGCUGGAGAGCCGGCCGGCGCCCGAGAGCGGCAGCGUGGAGCAGGAGAAGUGCGGCAUCAUCCGCCAGUCGCUGGAGAGGAUAGAGCUGGGGCUGAGCGAGGCACAGGUGAUGGUGGCCUUGUCGGCUCACCUGGGUUCACUGGAGGCGGAGAAACAGAAGCUACGUGCUCAGGUGCGUCGUCUCUGUCAGGAGAACCAGUGGUUGAGGGACGAGCUGGCUGGUGCUCAGCAGCGGCUGCAGGACAGGGACCAGGAGGUGGUCACCCUGGAGGAGCAGAACAAACACCUGCAGUUCAUGUCCUCCAUACGCAAAUACGACCUGGAGGAGCCGCAGCUGGAUGACAAAGACUCGUCCACCACCAAGGAGUCUCUGGAUGACCUCUUUCCUGCCGAGGACGAGGAGCAGUCACAGAUGUCUCAGCCUCAUCACAGCAGUGCGGCAGCCGCAGCCCAGCAGGGCGGCUACGAGAUUCCCGCCCGCCUUCGAACGCUCCACAACCUCGUCAUCCAGUACGCGUCCCAGGGGAGGUACGAGGUCGCCGUGCCGCUCUGCAAACAGGCUUUGGAAGACCUGGAGAAGUCCUCAGGCCACAUCCACCCAGAUGUAGCCACCAUGCUGAAUAUACUGGCGUUGGUGUACAGAGACCAGAACAAAUACAAAGAGGCAGCCAACCUGCUGAAUGACGCUCUGGCAAUCAGGGAGAAAACUCUUGGCUUGGACCACCCGGCUGUGGCAGCAACGCUCAACAACCUCGCUGUGCUUUAUGGGAAAAGAGGAAAAUACAAGGAAGCAGAGCCGCUGUGUAAAAGAGCUCUGGAGAUCAGAGAGAAGGUUCUGGGCACAGAACACCCGGAUGUGGCCAAGCAGCUGAACAACCUGGCGCUGCUGUGUCAGAACCAGGGGAAGUACCAGGAGGUGGAGCAGUACUACGAACGCGCUCUGCACAUCUACCAGAGCCAACUGGGCCCAGACGACGCCAACGUGGCCAAGACCAAGAACAACCUGGCUUCGUGCUACCUUAAACAGGGGAAAUACAGACAGGCCGAAGCGCUUUACAAAGAGAUCCUGACCAGAGCUCAUGAAAAGGAGUUUGGAUCUGUGGAAGGCGACGGGCGACCCAGCUGGUCCGGCGCCGAGGACGGCAGCUCCGGGCAGGACGGACUCGGUAACCUGAAGCGCAGCGGCUCCUUCACCAAACUCCGAGAGUCGAUACGCCGAAGCAGCGAGAAACUGGUCCGCAAGCUGAGAGGAGUCGGAAUGGAGGAAACGACCCCGAGGAAUGCUGGGAUGAAGAGGGCCAACUCUCUGAAUGUGUUGAAUGUCGGAGCCAGAGAGAGUCAGGACGGCGCUCAGUCGAGCCGUUUGAGAGACGUUCGAGGCCUGAGCUCCAGCACGCAGAGCCUGACGAGACGAGGUUCACUCGGUGGGAGCAGCUAACACACGCACACACAGGAAGUGGACAGAUGUUCACACGCUGCUCUGUGGAUUCCCCACUUUGAGUCUCCUCAACACAAACUGAGAUGGUUGUCCUCACUGGAGACGUCACAAACGUGUGAAUUAUCCCUCAGUUCAAAAGAAUAACAACAAAUCAAUGUUCUCUUAACCCCUGAGGAAACGUGACAGUUAGCUUAAUGCUGCGACACGUUUGUCUCCGGUGAGGACGAGUGUCUCCGGGACUGAUGAGGAAGGUGUGGGUCACAUACUGACAGAUGGACGUUUGCACUGGAACUUUUCCUUUCCUGUUCACUUGAAAUUCGUUAUCAUUCCCUCCUGCGUUUUUAUCACACACACAUUCAGCUUUGCUGUUUUAUCCUUUUAGUUUACUCCUUCAGAUAACACCAGCAUGUACACUGCAAGACAAUCAGGCUAAAACAAAUGUUUUCACUAAAUUAGUGAAACUUCCAAAAACAGUUGGAACGCUGUGUAAACAAACGUUUGAUUUCGAUGAGGUCAAACUUUAUACAUAAAUAUAUCGUCUUUAUGCUUUUCAGCUUGAUGAUUAGCAGAUUGUCACAUGCUGUUUUACGCAGCGUCACAACUUUUUCAUAAUCCGUGUCGUUACGUUUGCCGCAUCAUCAGGUUAACUCAGUUAAUCUGCAGUACAGCAGACUUUACACUGGAGGUUUUCAGUUUGUCCCGAUGUUCCUGCGCCCUUUCAGAUUCAUGUCUAUUCACAAACACUGGAGUUAUUUAUGUUUUAAAUGUCGUAAAGGCGAAACGGGCACACUGACAUUAGAUUAUUUUUUUAGAUGUUAAAGACUUUCUGUACAGAGACGUAAAGUCGUUUGCACAAAUCGCGAUGCGUUGGUCGAAACAUUACGUUUGGUUUACGAGGGAGAAGUUAAGCUAUGGAGUUUAUUCUCUUUAAAGAAGUUAUUUAAACGUGUUUUGCCUUUUUGAAAGUCGUUCUAACUGUAUUUUUAAUGUCGUUAAAGCUAAAGAUAAAAACACUAAUGUGUUUGUCAUUCCACAUCAUGAGAAUGAGGACCAGAAUAAGAAACUGCCAGCAGCAGCUCUACAGCAAGAACAACCACAUCGAAUUAAUUAAAGAGUUUGGUCUGGACCUGCUCCAAUUGGAAAGUGUCAUGAGAUAACUUAUGUUGUGAAUUGGCGCUACAUAAAUAAACUGAACGGAGUUGAAUUGAAUCGGACUUUAAAUCGUUCUUUGAAUUGGACACACGAUAAACUGCACACAAUUAACUUCUCUUAGAAACAAAAAAGUAUCAGAGAGGAGAAGCAGUUGAUUAUCAGUUGCUAAAUGCAUCGCAGCGCUGAAAGAUGGAGAUCUGCUCACACAGCACAUUCCUGAUCAAUCAACUGAUCAAUAGUUACUGCGUCUGAGUGUGUUGCCUUCAGUCGGAGCUCGUGGCCCUCAGCUGCUGCCUCAGAGACACCAACGGGGCCACACGAACCCGCCGUGAAGCAAACUGCACACGUGCAAACGAAGAGGCGCGAUUUAGGGCAAAGAACAUGUAGACGCACUUUGCUCAGAGCCAAAGCAGACACGCGAAGUUCGACGUCAGUCAGACAGAACCAGGAGCUCCGGAUCAUUCAGUGUGGGUGCUGGUUUACGGGGGGCUGAUGUGGACUCAAAUGACUGUCUGGCCCUUUAGUCAUAAAGUAGCUUAAUGUGGCACGAAUGUAGAACAGACGCCUACUCGAGCAUCUCCAUCUCAUCUUGGAAUUUUGCAUCAAAGCUUUUUCACUGAAAUGCCUGAAGACUUACUAUUUAAAAUAGUCAAAUUUCGUUUAACGACGUGCAGAUUUGUUUGUGUGUUUUCUCAUUCGUUAGAGUGAAAAUUCCUUCUUUUUUACGUCGACACGUGAGACAGUUGAGCAUGACAUCAUUUUGUAUGCUUAACUCUCAGGAAUGUUUAAAGUAAAACACUCAAAGACUCCAGUUAAUGAGUGUUGCUAGCUUGACACCCUGAACAUAAAGUUUACCAGCUGGCCCUCACGGAUUUUAAGCGUCCUCUUGGGACUCACACUUCCUGUGCGUCCUCCUGUUCGCACGAUGGAUGUGCAUUUGCUGUGGUAGAAGAAGAUGUCACUGCAGUUUGUUCGUUGUACUGUUAGUUACUGUAGAAGCUGCAGUCUGUAGACCGAAGCCUUUUUAACAUGUUGGGAUAAAAAACAAAAGCGUAGAAACUGGACCGUGUGUUUUCCUGAUGCUGUGUUUAUUCUGGUCAAUACGAAUGUUUGUAUUUUAUAUUUUUAAACUUGAGCUGAAAUAAAUAACAAAAAUACUCUAACAACCUUC